Messenger RNA from Didymodactylos carnosus, 3828 nucleotides. NCBI's taxonomy places the organism in Eukaryota, Metazoa, Rotifera, Eurotatoria, Philodinida, Philodinidae. The record is from the annotation of a GenBank genome assembly.
AGCCAGAGUAGGACCACAAGUCUAGUCAUAGACAAGUCUAUCUCUGACUAUAUAAAGAGAGACCAGUGAGAAAAUAAUAAUAUAAAUAUUCUGUGUUUGUUCACUAAAUUCUACAUUCUUUAUACAGUUUCAGUUUAGCAAAAUAAAACGGUGAAUGAAUAUUUUCUGAGUACUCACACGUGUAACUGAGUACUCACUGAGUAACAAUACUCAGAAAUUGUUAGCAGUACCAAUAUGGGUACUCAUGGACGAAUUAUGAGUAAAGUCGUAUUCAUCGUAUGAGUACUUUCACUAGGGUAGCCAUCACUUUUUGACGUUUAUGAUUUGUGACUUUUUGUUUACUGUUUAUCAAAUGUAACAGAAAGUCAAUUAUUCAAAAAAAUCGACUGUCAUUCACAAUGCCGUUUAGUUCAAAAUAACAAAAUUUUCUUAACAUUUUUGAAAAGUAAAACAUUCAAGAAAAUGUGUACGGAUAAACAUAAAAUAACGUCUCUACAACGUAUACACAUCAUAAUUUUAUUAUUCCAUAGCUGUUUUUCUAUCGUAGUAGAUAUCAAACUAUAGACUAAAUCAGAUUAUGGAACAUCGGUUCAGUCCUGGCAAGAACUUUUUAUGACUCAGUUUAGAAAUAAAUUCAUUUUGUCAACUUUUGUUAUGACAGACUCGAAAAAUUGCCAGCAAUUUCUUCUAACGUAUUUUCCUUACUAUCUUCCUCAUUUCACAUGUGAAAAAAACAUCAGAAAGUGGUUGAAGUUAUGAAAGAAAGCAAUAGCUAAAUUGUGAUUAAUAUUUAAACAUGCACCAUAUUCAUCAUAUAAAGAUACUAUUGCAACAUUUUCUAUUAAAGAAUUUAAUAUAUCCCACAACGUUUACAAAAAUAUCGACUAUUAUUUAGAUGCAAUAUUUGUUGUUUUUUUUGAAAUUGUCAUCUUGACAAUGAAAGAACCGCUUUCUGACACUCGAAACGGUGUCUAGUCUCGGAUUAGUUGAAGAUAUUAUACCUUAAUUACAAAAAAGAGAUGAUAAAUUUUUGAAAAUUAUUUUUUAGUGUUAUUCUUGAAUUGAAAAAAAAGGUUUUUUUGUAAUACCAAAAAGUAAGAACGUUUAGUUAGGUAGUGGAUGGGACAUUUUAUGUUUUACAGCGGUAUAAAAUUGUAGGAGGGAUGCACUCAGGAUGAACGCUACUGUAAGAUAGUUAAACUAAUAUCAAUGAAUUUGAAUUUAAAAUGAUAAAAUUAAGUCUCUAUGUUAAAUUUGUGUAGAUGAGAUGGCUAUGUAUAAUUAAUUUAGUUGUACUUAGGGUUGACCAAAAGUUCGUAGAACGAUGAUGCUCGCUUCCCUUACAUCGUGAUCAAAACCUUUGGUCAGCUCUAAGUAUAUUCUGAUAGCGCUUGAAUUUCUCUAUCGUCCGAUAUAUUUGUCUACUGUCCUGCAUUUAUCUAUUGCAAAAAUAACUUGAAUACAAUGAAGAUAUCCUUAAUUGACAAGUACGAAAAUUCGCUGCUUUUUAUGCUUUUUCAAAUUAUAGAUACUAUGGAAAUAAAUCUUUAUAAAAGGAAUUAAACAUUCUGAUAGAGCUUCAAAUUCUCUAUCGUCCUGUAUAUUUUUGUCUUAUCUUGCAUUUAUGUGCUAAAGAAUAAUUUGACUAUCAUGCAGGCACGCUUGUCAAUUGAGGGUGUCUUCAUUGUACUCAAGUUAUUUUUGCAAUAGAUAAAUGCAAGACAGUAGACAAGGACGAUAAAGAAUUUCCAGCGCUAUCAGAAUAUACUUAGGGCUGACCAAACGUUUUAAUCACGGUGUGAGGAGCGGAGGACGGAAUCACCGUUCUACGAACUUUUGGUCAACCCUAAGUAUUUAAUUUUGCGCAAAAAAAAAUGAUCAUAGUAUAAUAAAAAUUUUAAUUGAAUAAUCUCAUCGGACGUGUGUGCGUGUGUGUGUGUGUGUGUGUGCUAGUAAUAUUUUUCUAGUGUUAAAACCAUUUAAAAAUCAAACACAGCAAACGCGUAGAAAACAGAGCAAAAACUAGGUCACUAUUUAUCUUUCUUUAGAUUUUUACAUUACCGAUGAAAUGUUUCUUUCAUAUAUUGAAGAGAAGUUUUUUGUUAACAAUGGUUUUCUAUUACUCAAAUCAUUGGAUAAUAAAAAUGAGGAUGUUAAUGUUGUUUAGUUUUUACAGAAUCUUGUAGUUCAAGUAGACAUGAUGCUAAAAUAUGUGAAUCAGUCAAUAGUCUCAUAAUUCAUCAACAUUUUGGGAUGUACUUUGUUGUAUUCUUGAGAUAAGAGCUACUGCGUGACAUCAUCAAUGAUUACAUAUUUCAUAGAAUUUGAACAAAAGAUGACCAAGACGAACGAAAAGCUAUACGCUGAAAGUUUUCUUGAUUUAAUGAGUCAUGAAUUUUUUUGUUUUUUAUAGUGACAAGUGGAGAAAGUGUUAUUGACAUAGAUAAUUACACAAUAUAUGAAAUGUCGGAACAAGGGUCAUUGAAUCUCAAAAAACAAGAAGACUUUUAUUAUUACUCACAGAAGAAAAAAGCUCGUCUUUUAAGAAAUUUUUUAUUAAUCCAGAGGUAGUGGAAAGAAUGGUUAAGAGACACCACAUGACACCACAUUUGACCUAAUUAUAUUGUAAAAUUGAUUAAUUUACUAAAUUGAAUUGCUUUUUAAGAUAUGGGCCGAAAACGUAAUGGUCAACAUUAUUUAUUAUUAUUAUGGAAAAAUUAUUUAUUGUCGCGUCGAAUGCUCAUAAGAACAUUUCUUGAAAUAACCUUGCCAGUCUUUUUUGCUAUAUUAUUACUCGGUAUUCGACGUAUUGUAAAAUCUGAAAUUAUUACUGAAGAUACUAAUUAUAAACCAUUUUCUAUUAAUGAAUUACCAAAUUUUACCGAAAUAAAACCGAGCACAUUUGCCUACGCACCAAAUACAACUUUUACAAAAAAAAUUGCAAAGAGAGUUGCUGCUGAUCUAAAGUUAGGAGUAUCAGAAUAUGCAACUGAAGAGGACCUGGUUCACAAUAUUCGAGAUUCAACAGUUACACUAGGUGGUAUUGUGUUUACGUCCCUGCCCAAUGAAACGUCUAAUGAUAUCACUUAUAAAAUUCGUCUGUCAUCAAAACCGAAAAAUACUGGACAAUCAACGAGUCUAUUUGGUGGUGACACGGACUGGAAAACAAAUUUAUUAUAUAUAGUAUUUCCGUUAGUGGGUCCUAGGGAAAAAAAUUCUACAACGGGUGGCGAUCCAGGAUACUAUCGAGAAGGUUUUUUGACCCUUCAACGUUCAAUUGAUUUUGCCAUAAUUAAUGAGAGAAAUUUAUCAUCCAUUAAUGAAAUAAAAUUAGAAUUACAGCGAUUUCCCUAUCCUCCAUAUAAAUCCGAUAAUUUUGUCCUAAUUAUUCAAAUAUGGUUUCCAUUUUUGUUAAUUAUGAGCUACAUUUUCUCGGCUAUAAAUACCGUAAAAAAUAUUGUCUACGAAAAAGAAAAAGGACUCAAAGAAGCUAUGAAAGUUAUGGGUUUAAAUAGUUGGAUUCAUUGGCUUGCAUGGUUUACUCGAAGUAUUGUGUUUUUAGUAAUAGCCGAUGUUCUUAUCAGUUUAUGUUAUGUUAUCAAAGUACCACUUUCAAAUGGUGGCAAGAGUUCAGUAAUUGGAGAAUCAAGCAUUACACUACUAUUUGUCUUCUUAUUUUCAUAUUCAAUUACAUCAAUUUGUUUCAUGUUUUUAAUUAGUAGUUUAUUCGAUAAAGCUAAUUCGGCCGCUGCAGGGGCCGGUGGACUUUGGUUUAUAUCAUAUUUACCUUAUGCAUUUAUCCAACCACGUUAUGCAUCAAACGAGUAG